Molecule: messenger RNA, 5317 nt
Organism: Zootoca vivipara (common lizard)
Lineage: Eukaryota; Metazoa; Chordata; Lepidosauria; Squamata; Lacertidae
Gene: MBD2
Product: methyl-CpG binding domain protein 2
Biological process (GO): negative regulation of transcription by RNA polymerase II; DNA methylation-dependent constitutive heterochromatin formation
Cellular component (GO): nucleus
Molecular function (GO): methyl-CpG binding
Source: RefSeq, a predicted model, not a curated record
GCGCCGCGCGGGCUCUAUGACCCCGAGGUUCCGAGCGUCGAUGACACGGAUUCCGAGGCUCAGUUACGGAAGCAGCAGUAAGAGGAGGCGGAGAAGCAGGCGCUCCCGCGGCCGCCGCUGUCGCCAGCGCCGCCGCCACCGGGCAAGAGGAGAGCGCUGCGCGCGCAGCAGCCCCAACUCUGCCUCCCAGCUCUGGCCGACGGAGUUCAGCGGCGCAGGAGGAGCAGGAGCAGCAGGCGGGGAGCGUCGCCGCUGCCGCCGCUGGACAGGCGCCUCGACGGACGGCCGCUGAGCGGGUCUCUCCGGCGCCCCUCGCCUGUCCAGCCGCCGGCCGGCCAGCCUCCUCCGCCGGCCAAGGGGCCGCCGAACGAGCCGGACAACCAGCCGGCCAGCAGGCCUCGCGGGCUCCGGAGCAACUCUCUUCUUGAGCUCCGUCGGAGGGGCGCCGCCGCCGAGCCCCGCGCAUGGAGAAGCGGGGGAAGCGGGUGGACUGCCCGGCGCUGCCUCCCGGGUGGAAGAAGGAGGAGGUCAUCCGAAAAUCGGGGCUCAGCGCUGGCAAGAGCGAUGUCUACUAUUUCAGUCCGAGUGGGAAGAAAUUCCGAAGCAAGCCCCAGUUGUCGAGAUACUUGGGGAAUACUGUUGACCUCAGCAGUUUUGACUUCAGGACAGGGAAGAUGAUGCCUAGUAAAUUACAGAAGAACAAGCAGAGGUUAAGGAACGAUUCGCUCAGUCAAAACAAGCUUUUCUGGGAGAAGAGACUGCAAGGCUUGAGCGCAUCAGAUGUGAGCGAGCAGAUCAUAAAAUCCAUGGAGCUGCCGAAAGGCCUUCAAGGGGUUGGCCCGGGGAACAACGACGACACCCUCCUGUCUGCUGUUGCCAGCGCACUGCACACGAGUUCUGCCCCCAUUACAGGGCAGCUCUCUGCUGCCGUUGAGAAGAACCCAGCCGUGUGGCUGAACACCUCCCAACCUCUCUGCAAAGCCUUCAUCGUCACGGACGAGGACAUUAGGAAACAAGAAGAGCGAGUGCAGCAGGUACGGAAAAAGCUGGAGGAGGCGCUAAUGGCAGACAUUUUGUCGCGAGCUGCAGAUACAGCUGACUUGGACGAGGUUGAGAUGGACGAUGGCGAAGAAGCAUAAGAGGCAAAAGCUUCAGGUACUUAAAACAGAAUUAUCCCCAGAAGAAAUUCCUGGAAGCUGAAGGCGCUUUUUUGUUUUGUUUUCCAUUGGUCUUUUAUGAAAAGAAGAAAAGGACCUGUGCACAUUUAUAUAGCUUUCUAAUAGCAUUAAAAACCAAUGCCUUUUUUGGGCUCUUUUUUAUGUAUAUAUCUUAGUUUUUUUUGGGGGGGGGGGAGAGAAGGAAACAGAGAGACCAAGAAAGAAAAAGGAAAACCCACUUUUAAAAUGUUUGUGUCUUAACGACUUCAAAAGUCUUGUUUUUUAUUUUUUAUUUUUUUGUUAUGUCAGACAGUUCCCUAAACCCAAAGCUAAGCUUUCAACGCUAGGCUGCAAUCUGGAACUGUAUGACUAGCACUAAAUAUUUUGGGUUUUCCCCCUUCUUCUUCUCUCUCUUUCUCUUCCUUUUGUGUGGAUGUAUGUGUGCUGGUAACAAUGGAUCAGGCAAACGGAAUGUUCGCUCCCGAUUUAAGAAGAAAGAAAGAAACCUAUUGUGACAUGUGUUGUACAUAUACUGUAUAAAAGAUUUUUUUUUUAUAUACCGGAGUUGAGUGGAAAUUGACCCAUCGCCAUCCCUUCUCUAAAAGAGAAAUAAAUAAUUAUAUUCAGAGCAACUAAAUUUGUAGAGUGUGAUGCGCUAUAAUUAAGUCAAAAUUAUAGGCACCCGUGCCCAGAUCGCCAGAUGGAUCGGUGGGCAGAGAGAUGAGGGCGUUAAGCGAGUGGACUAUAUCCAAGACACCUGGGUUCAAGUCGCUGGCUUUGAUUUGCACUUCUUAAGGGCCCAAAUGGGGAUUUGGCAUCCCCAGCCGAGGCAACUAUCCUAAGUUCAGCGGGAACUGGAUGAGCACUGUGAUGCGAGUAUGAAUGCGCACGCACGCCGAGUGUGUGUGUGCGGAUCAGCCUCAGUUCUCCAUUUGUGAAAUGGGAUUGAGUGACCUACCUCACAGGGUUGUUGUGAGGAUGAACCUAAUAAAGAUUGUAAAGCACUUUUCAGAUGAAAUGGUUUGCGCAAAUGUUGUAGCAGCCGGCCAGCGCAAGGAGAGAAAAAGUCACUAGUGGUAUGGGGGGGAAAGGCUUGGUUGGGAGUGGGGUGCCUGCUGCUUUUGUGGACCAGAUGUGGGGAACCUGUGGUCCUCCAGAUGUUGCUGGACUACAGAUCCCAUCACCCCUGGCCAUUGGCCAUGCCGGCUGAGGCUGAUGGGAGUGGCAGUCCAACAGCAUCUGGAGGUCUUCAUUUCCCCCAUCGCUGGUGUCGUGGUUGGAGCAGUGUGCUUGACAAAUUUGACCCUCGUGAACUCUGAACUGAAGUGCUCUAAUCUACACCUUCAGGGCUGAUGCAUGGCUCAAAACCAAGCUAUCGGAUGUUGCAUUUUUCAGAAAGCUGCAACGCAUUUCUCUGCUCAAAACAUGCUUUUCCCGACGUUGAAGGCAAAUAUAGCUAGAAUGCUAUUUUGAGAGAUGACACAUUUGGGAGCGUGUGCAGUGUGGUACCUCGGGUUACAGACGCUUCCGGUUACAGACUCGGCUAACCCAGAAAUAGUACCUCGGGUUAAGAACUUUGCUUCAGGAUGAGAACAGAAACCGUGUGGCGGCGGCGGCAGGAGGCCCCGUUAGCUAAAGUGGUACCUCAGGUUAAGAACAGUUUCAGGUUAAGAACGGACCUCCAGAACGAAUUAGGUUCUUAACCAGAGGUACCACUGUACUUAAAUGUAUAUUCUUUUGCAGGUUUUUGUUUUAAUUGUGGCUCAGUGUGGAAAUGGAUCAGAGCAGACUUCGGAGUAAACACGUGUGAAAUUAGCGCACCCCCCAAAAAAAAUAGGCUGAUGAGCCCAACCCUUAGUUCAGAGCAGGGUGUUCAUUGCCCUAUCCUGAUGCCUGCCCUAUUCACGGCAUUGUAUUGUGUUCCCCUACAAAAUGCUGCCCUGGGGUCCCCACCAAUUACAAUCAAGCUUGUUGGUAGCUAAAAUGAGAGGAAUACUGAUUGCGGAAAGCCGGUCCCCAGGAAGACAUCCAUCUACGGUAGCAGAGUCCGAAUCUGAUGAGCCUUUCAAGGCUUCUUGGUAGCAGGGAAGAUAAUGCUUGUUGCGUGGUGAUUUUUCAUAAAAGUCGCCCCAUAGACACCGCAGUGAAUAGAAUCUAGUGGCUUUAUAAUAAUGUGCAUUGAACUUCUGCAGCCGGAGCCAUUUAUCUUGGACUUUGCUGUUUCCAGUAGUCUCUCCUGGCCUAAGUUGUUUCCAAAUAAACCAUUGAUCAUGGGACUCCUCAAAGCUUUGCAAAGCAACCCGCUCUGCAGGUUUGCCUCCCUUGAUACUGAUGGGUAAUUUAUUCUUGUUAGAAGACGGAAUUGGAAGCCUGUUAAACAUGCAUUGAACAGUGACAUUAAACUCGAGAUCUGUCUACUUUUGCAGAGGAAUGGACGGCUGUGAGGAAGAGAAAUGGUCUGCUAUGACAGGCAGCAGUUUUCAAUUAAUGAAAAAAAAGCCUGUUAAAUCUGAAUUAAUUAAUUGGACAGCAUUCUUUUUUAAAAAAUACAAAAAUACAUUGAAAUCUAGAAGGCAAGCACCAUUUGAAAAGAGGCACUCCUAUUUCAUUCGCUUAGGGAGAGUGCCUCUUCUUACCUUAGGGGAGAAUGCCUCUUCUUUGCAUGUGCGAUGGUACCAUGUUGUCUAAAAGCAAAGGAAACAUUUCUUCAGAACUACUAUCAUCAAUUCAUCCAUAGAUUAAAACGUCUUCAAUCAAGUUGCAGCCCUAAUGUAUUAUUAUUAAUUAUAUUUAUAUUUCACCUUUUUCUCCAAGAAGCUCAAGGUGGCUUUGAUGGUUCUCCCUGCCCCCCCCCCUGCAUUUAAUUCCCACAACAACCCUGGAAAAGAGGAGACUGAGAAGAGCUAUGAAGGAACCCAAGGGUCAUCCAGUCCAACCCCCUGCAAUACAGGAAUCUUAGCUAAAGCAUCCAAGAUAGAUGGCUAACCAACCUCUGCUUAAAAAACCUCCGAGGAAGUGAGAGUCCACAACCUCCUGAGAGAGUUGGUUCCACUGUCGAAAGUUCAUCCUGAUGUUUAGUCGGAAUCUCCUUCCUUGUUACUUGUACCCAUGGGUUCGAGUCCUACUCUCAGGAAGGUAACUUUUGGAAGUACUAGAGGAGUUACCUUCCUGAGGGUACUUACCUGAAAGUAAGUGCUCCCCUUGCCCACAAAGGAGCCCAGGGUGCCAAACAAAGUAGCAAAGCGGUUCAGUUAAAAGAAAAAUAUUUUAAACUGCCACAUGCUCAUGUGGAGAAUAAUUUCAAUGAGAACAGCAUCUUUCAGCCACCAGAUGCCUGCAGAACAUUUUGUACCAGCCAGCUUUGGGAUCAAGUACAACGAAAGCCCCAUAUGGACCGCACUGCAGGAAUCCAACCUUGAAAUUACCUGAACUACUGUAAGGAACCCCUGCAAGUCAGGGCAGAGUCUGACAGCACAAUCCCCAUCCACUCCCAUCCCCUGCCAUGUAUGUUGAAAGGAACCUUAAUGAUUGCAUCAAACUCCGGUGCUUUGACAGCCCUGCAUUUCAGCCCUUUGCCACAGUUGCUACUUUAGCAGAUAAAGCUGCUUCCUGUCUUGUAUAUUUCUAUUUAGUAACUGGAUUUCCAGCCCUACAGCUUUUUUUUAUCCUAUAUGAAGCUGACAGUUGAUUCUGGAUGGGCAAAACGUUGUAUCCGCACGCCGUGCACUGACUGGAUUUAUGGAACUUGCUGCCGCGAACUGUGGCAAAUGGACACAGGCUUAGGUGGCUUUGAAAGGGGAUUAGACAAAUCCAUAGAGACCUAUCAAUGGUUGUUAACCAUGCUGGAUAUAUGGAUCCUUCGGGGUCAGAGGUGGAAUAUAUGCCACUGGAUAUCGGCUGCUAGGGGACAAUGGGAAAAGGUGGUGGUUGCCUUUGCAACAUGCUUGCUAGUUUGCUGGAGACCUCCUCUUGACUGCUAUUGGAAGCAAGGUACUGCACCAGAUAUGACAUUUGAUUGUGUCCCCAAGCUGCUCUCUUUAAGGGAGAGCUUGAGUCUCACCCUUUGGUGACCCGCCCAAUAGCAAAGGUAUAAGGCUCUCCAAAGGUGAAGUGAUGUUGCACCCUGCACAAAUAUGGACGGCUCUCUGCAGUCAUAAACA